CUCCCUCCGUUCCUCUCUCCCUCCCUCCCAGUCCCACUGAAUUCCUUCUGUCUCCUGCAGGCCAUGGCUGUCACAAACCUCCUUGUCUGGGUUCUGCAAGGGCUCAUCGUGAACGUGCGCAUGGUCAGUGAUGAGUUGGAUGAACCCACACGUGACCGCAUGCAGCAGUGUGUGGAGAUGCUUAUCGAGGAGAUGACUUGGCUGCUGCAGGAGCUGGAGCAGAAGAUCCAGGCGCAGAAGAGCAAGGAGCAGAGUCAUGCGGCCUGGAGAGCCUUGGUCUUUGCUGGCUUGCGGCACUGGCAAUUCUGGGCGAUUGCUGGCAUCCUGAUCCUCCUGAUUGUCGGGCUCUGCUGGUGCUUCAGGAAAAGAAGCCAUAAGGUGGGCAGCAGCAGCAAAGAGGAGGAAGACAGGAAGGAGAAGCUGCUGCUGAGGCGACAGAUUUGCACAUGUAUGUGCAAUGCGCAACAAGUGGUCAGUGGACGAACUGUGGAACCGGAGUAGUUGGUGCACGCACUGGUGGAAAACCUCGUUGCUUGCCAAUGGUCCAAUUCCUUGUCAAAUGGUUUCUUCCUGGAGCUGGGACCAGCCAUCAGGGUGGGCAGCGCCUUUGAUUACUGGAGUUCCCGGGAAGAUGAGCCUGCCUACCGCCAGCUCGUGUGCCUGAAGCCCCCCCCCCGUGGGCAUGCCUUCUGCCUGGAGCCGCACACCGUGGCAAAGGAGUCCCGCAUCCGUGUCGAGCUGCGGAGCACAUGCACUACUCAGGAGACGGUGGGGCCCAUGCUGUGCUUCCUCCACGACCCCGAGGAAGAGCUGAGGAAGAAGCAGAAGCCCAGCCUCCUACACACCCUCUGCACCGGCUCCUAUCUAGAUGUGCAGAAAACUGCUCGCUGGUUGCAGGAUUUGGUUAGGGAAAACAAGGCAAGUGUGCGUCUGUUACGUUUACGUUACUACAUUCUGACUGUGCUGUCCUCCAGCCGCUCCUGCAAAGUGGCAAUUAAAGACGUCUCUGGGAGAACCAAGCUCGUUGAGAUGAUGUUUGGCGUGCAGCUAGGUGACUCAGACAUCUUCAUGAGCAGCCAGGCUACAGAGGACAUCUUCACUCCAAGCACAACGUGGACAUUGAGCUGCACCUGGGCAGAGGAGAAGUUCUUGUGGCUGAUGUUUGAUCAGACCCGAGACAACAGCUUGCUCAGCUGCCUGCAACUCUGCACCUGCAUGGUGGCGGGCACAGGCUUUUCCAGCUAUACCUUGAAGACAGUGGUGAUGCACCUCCUGACCACCACACCCCUGUCAGGCUGGCGCAGGAGGCAUUUCCUACUGCGGCUGGAUGACAUCAUGCGGUACCUGCGCUGCUGCGUGGAAGAGAAACGCCUCGACCACUUCUUCUGUGGUAAUGAGAAGAUUCUUGAGGAGAUCAUCUUGCCCCCAGCCUUGCAAAGAGCCAAGCCACUCAACCUCUUCCAGCAUCUGGCUCAGGAUCCAGCUGCCCAUGAGCAGGCAAUGCAGGAGUUCGAGGAGCUGCAACAUCAGCUUACAACACAGCUCUUCUUCUCGGGGCAGUGAAAGUGGUCGUCAUGCACAGAGCCAUGUUUGCAGAGUUCACAGCCGAGGACAGAUGAGGACCUCCUCAUGCAGGAGGGAAGUAAAGGACAGAGUGUAGGACGCUGCAGGGAAAGGAAGAACCCCUUGCAGUGGACCUCUGCCAAGAGCGGCAGCAUUCUCCUCUCAGAGGUUUUCAGAUAGCAGCCAGUGAUGACUGCAGUGGCAACAAAGAUGACUUUUUCCCUGCUUUCUCCUCUCACUGGCUGCAGCCAGAAGGGCGUUUCACAUGGGCCCAGGUACUCUUGCUGGCAGCUCUGGCUGUGCAGGGACCAAGCGAGAGGCACCACUGAUGUGCCCCCGUGUGUUCACUGGGGUCUGGAUGGAGAACCUACACAUGCUGGAUCCUCCCCAGGGAGCUGGUGCCCCCGAACUGAGCACGCUGGGCACGGAGAACACGCUGCUCUAUCGGCAGUGGGAACUGCUGCUGCGCCUUUCCUCCACAGCAAAAGUAUGCUCUGGGGAGUGGGACCCGAUGCAGCUGAAGAGGCCAUUGAAAAGGAGCCUGGCAACAGAGACUCCUGUUUCUACGUGGACAGUGAGCUCCCUUCCUCUUUGAGAGAGUCCAUUCCCUCUGGGAGCUUUCCCCUGUGCAAAGAUGCCAAUAAAUCUCUUGUGUAACAUCCAGA
Messenger RNA from Strigops habroptila (Kakapo), 2228 nucleotides. Its product is annotated as inositol 1,4,5-trisphosphate receptor-interacting protein-like 1. Gene Ontology annotation, cellular component: membrane. NCBI's taxonomy places the organism in Eukaryota, Metazoa, Chordata, Aves, Psittaciformes, Psittacidae. The record is from RefSeq and is a predicted model, not a curated record.